Molecule: messenger RNA, 375 nt
Organism: Babesia bigemina
Lineage: Eukaryota; Apicomplexa; Aconoidasida; Piroplasmida; Babesiidae
Exons: 2
Coding region: 1-375 (124 amino acids)
Source: RefSeq, a predicted model, not a curated record
AUGAAAUAUUCGGGAAAACAACAAUGUAAUGCAGCUCGCGAUCGCAAGGACUCGCGCGAGCUCAAUGGUGGUAACAACGACGGCGGGAAUAUGGAAGUAAUGACUCUGCCAUAUACCUGUUGUUAUUUCGCCGAUGUGGGCAACAAUUCAGCGGCAAAGCUGUCUUUAGACGCAGCUGUUGUCCUUGUGGGAACAACGUUGAACUGCACCGGGUUGCGCCUGAAAGAUCCACGCAGCGCGCGCAGCGUAGGAACGAAAGCGGUCAAAAUAGACCGUCACUGUAACGUAGAGACCGGUCUUUUAAACAAAAGCCGCAUUACCUUGCGAACGACCCGCCGUUUUGAGCAGACUUUACGUCCCAUCUGCGACACCUGA